Molecule: messenger RNA, 2654 nt
Organism: Fundulus heteroclitus (mummichog)
Lineage: Eukaryota; Metazoa; Chordata; Actinopteri; Cyprinodontiformes; Fundulidae
Gene: kcnj15
Product: potassium inwardly rectifying channel subfamily J member 15
Exons: 2
Coding region: 253-1254 (333 amino acids)
Biological process (GO): potassium ion import across plasma membrane; regulation of monoatomic ion transmembrane transport
Cellular component (GO): plasma membrane
Molecular function (GO): inward rectifier potassium channel activity
Source: RefSeq, a predicted model, not a curated record
ACAGCCCAGCUUUGUGUCUUGACUAUGUUCUUCCCUGAACACCGUUGUGCCAAAGUUCAGAACUCACAACUCGGGACAAAAGGAGAAAGAAGACACUGAACUGCGCGCUGUGGGACAGUUUCAUCUUACAGAUUUAUUGGGACAAUGAAACAAGUGAGGACAAGUGUUUGAGACCGAACUGAAGCCCUUCGGUCUGGAAUGUGGGAAUAAAAGUUCUGUAGUCAGAGCCAGUUUUUGUUGAAGUAGAGCAUCAUGGUGAAGCGGAAGGCUAAGAAGGAGGUCCAGCGAAGGAUCGUGUCUAAGGACGGUCACAACAAUGUUCUGAUCGACAACGUGGAAGGAAUGGUCAAGCUCUACCUUCAUGACAUCUGGACCACCGUGGUGGACAUGAAGUGGCGUUACAAGCUCACUCUGUUUGCCUCCACCUUCGUCAUGACCUGGUUUAUCUUUGGGAUCUUCUUCUACUUCAUCGGCAUGGGGAAUGGAGACUUUGACACUGGAGCCAAUUCGACCCACAUAUCCUGUGUGACGAAUGUGGAGAGCCUCACGGGGGCCUUCCUGUUCUCUCUGGAGUCACAGACCACCAUCGGCUAUGGAUUCCGCUACAUCUCCGAAGAGUGUCCUCUAGCGAUCUUCACGUUGGUGGCUCAGCUCGUCAUCACCGGCUUGGCGGAGAUCUUCGUCACCGGUGCCUUUCUGGCCAAACUGGCCCGACCCAAGAAGCGAGCAGAAACGAUAAAGUUCAGCCAGGAGGCGGUGAUUUGCCGGCACCAAGGCAAGCUGUGCCUGAUGAUAAGAGUGGCCAACAUGAGGAAAAGUCUGCUGAUCCAGUGCCAGCUGACAGGAAAGCUGUUUCAGUCCAAUGUUACAGAGGAAGGAGAGCAGACUCAGAUCCACCAGAGCUCUGUAGACUUCUACAUGGACUCCAGCGGUGACUGUCCUUUCCUGAUCCUACCGCUCACCUUCUACCAUGUCAUCGAUGAGAAGAGCCCAUUGGCCGGACUGACUGCAGAGUCCCUGCUCAAUCGAAACUUUGAGCUGCUCAUAACGCUCAAUGCCACCAUGGAGUCGACCGCGGCGACGUGUCAGAGCCGCACCUCCUACAUCCCUCAGGAGAUCCGGUGGGGCUAUGAGUUCAAGCCAGUGCUAUUCAGCUCCCCCAACUGCCGCUAUGUUGUCGAUUUUAACUUUUUUGACAAAGUACAAGCGACCAAUGAUCCUACCCUCCUUGGCAACAACACAGAAAAGCUAUAACUAGUUCAGGGCUGAGAAGAAAUUGUGGAAAAUUAGUAUUACAGUAAUGUGAUCUUACAUGGAAAAUUUAUCUCAGUGUUUACUGACCAUUAACGAGUUGUGCCAGGCAUUGGUUUGCUGGUCUUUUCACCCUUUGCCAUUUCAUACCCAACUUUUGGGGGCAUCAAAUGGUACCUGGGAAUGUUUUGUGCUAACCAUGUGGCCAUUAGAACCAACCAGGAGGAAGGUUUUCACCAAUGGAAUAUUUAAAGUAACUUUCCAUGUCUUACUCAUAGUCUUGUGUAAAAAAAAAAAAAAAAAUCUUUAUAUGACUUCAUUAUAAAUAACUACCAAUAAGAAGUAACUUAUUUUUGGUUUGAUUGGGGGUCCUAAUUUGUCAUAUUUUAGAGCUGUUAGCUUGCCCAAAUGGGCAGAGCCAUAAUAAAGAGAAACAGAUAAUAUAUAAUAGAAUUACUUGUCACAUUUGUGCAUUUUUAUGACUUAUCUUAAUAAUUCGUAAACACUUUAUAAGAUAAGAAAUAAACUGAUAGCCGAUGGUUUGAGUGGAUGCAUAUAAAAUGGUUUGUUUACAGGUACAAAAUGGAAGUAAAGGACAAAAUGAGAACUGGUACAAAACGGAGGUAUGAAUUGGCUGAGAGAGUUCUAGUAACUCACCUAUCACCAAUAUCCCGAUUCAAAGGUCUUGUUGUUUAUCAUGUAAAAACUCUGUGAUUUGGCUUUUUUUUUUUUUUUACAAUAAACCAAAUAUUUUAGCUGACUAAAAAUUUGAAAUAAAAAUUCAGCUCAGUUACUGAAAUUGUGCAGUAAGCAGCGAGAACAAAACCUGGUUAUUCUUUCCCAUAUGCUAAGAUUGACGUUUCCCGCCAAAGAAAUCUCUGUUGGACACGAUUGGUCAGCAGCACAGGCCCCGCCCACCAGGUUGUUUUUCUUUAUGAGUGAGUGUCCUGAAGGUUUUAUAUUUUUGUUUUAACAAAGUCUUGAGAUGCACCUAAAUUGUUUUUCAAGUAAUAUUUAGCGCAGAGAAGUAAUUAAAAGAAAGUUUAGCUCAUGAUUUUGAUUCAGAUAAUUAUGAUCGUUUUAGAAGAAUCUUCUGCAUUUGAAGGUUAUAAUCCUAUAUGAUUUUAAAACAUGUUAUAUGGAUCUUUAGUGUUUUUUUAAUUAAUGUAAAUGCAGUUGUAGACAAUUUUUAAACUUAGAAUUUAAGUCAGAUUUCUUUAUGAUUACAUAUUUUUCCUUAAACUGUGUAGCUGUUUGCUGAAGUCAUGCAAUUUUCUUUCUUCAUCUGCAGCCCUUCUUGGUGUGUUCAAGUUGUACUUGACUGUCAGAAUUUCCUUUUUCCCCAAGUAGGAAAAUCAAAGAAUAAACCCUGGGAAUUGUUUUUAUUCCAAAUUCAAAUUCAA